GUCAUGUGAUAAGUGACAGAAUCAUUGUAUAAAGGUUUAGUUAAAUACCCAUUAAGGUUUUAGCAGUAAUAAUCCAGAACAUUCUUAAGAGUGUGGUGAAAAAUAAUCUGCUCUGUCUUCCCAAGGUUUUACAACGGAGAGAGUACGAUGCCGGAGCAGACUGGUGGUCGCUAGGAAUUGUCAUCUGUAAAAUGGCCACCGGCAUGACACCAUUCACUUCAUCAGUUAUCCAUGAUGAGCCCCUUUUCCCGAAAUGUCUUGGUGCUGAAAUAAAAGAUCUUCUGCACAAGCUCCUAGAGAAGGACCCAGAGAAGCGUCUUGGCUUUAUUGGAAACAUUCGAGCACACCCAGUUUUUAAUUCCAUCAACUGGGAGCAGCUGGAACGCCAGGAAGUACCACCACCUCUCUAUCCUGCAGAAUUAACACUAGACAAGAAAUAUUUCAAGCAGCCGAGGAUGCUCAUGGAAGAGGCGGGCAGCGAUUCUUCAUCUAAGAAAAGCAUGGAGUUAUCAUAUCUGAAUGACAGUUGGAAGAGCUGAGCCACUUCAAGAAAGUCAGGUUUCUUUAGCUAUAUUUACCAACCAUUAACAUCAUUUAACCCUGUCAUUUUAUUCUAUCCAGUCUCCAUUGAAGAACAGUGAAGAUGAAAACAUCUGAGCAUUUGAAAAAUCCAGCACCGAGGACCACCUGUCACGGCUUCGUAUGGGUACAUUUCUACAGACAGCCAUUUUUACCUCUUAGAGCCAGCCACCAUCAUUGCCUCUACCUCUGGCCCUUGCCCAUCAUCUUUUGGCCUCCAUUUCAUGUCCAUAACAUCAGUCCCUAUGAUUGCCCCAUCUCUGCUUUUCUCCAUCGGCACCCAUCUUUGGCCCUGUCUAUUAGACCUAGAUCUGGUCCUUAUCACCACGCCUCCAUCUUUGGCCCUUGUCCAUCUCUGACUCUUACCAACAGUCUCCAUUUCUUGCCCUAUUUUUGAGUGAGCCCAGAGUUCAAUUGAGAUCAGUUAAGUUUCUUAAGUUCUUAGACCCCCCCCCCUGCUCUUUGUGCACCGCCUCUGUUUACUCCUC
Messenger RNA from Xenopus laevis (African clawed frog), 1067 nucleotides. Its product is annotated as protein kinase C theta type-like. The coding region runs from base 192 to 539 and encodes 115 amino acids. The record is from RefSeq and is a predicted model, not a curated record. Lineage: Eukaryota; Metazoa; Chordata; Amphibia; Anura; Pipidae. The transcript has 3 exons.